GGACGUCUUUUAGGCUAGUGCUGCGGGCCGGGCUUGUUGGAGUUUCCCGCACACCGGCCGGGGAAGCGGCUCAGCAUGAGCCAGGUUCUGUUCCAGCACCUCGUCCCGUUGCAAGUGAAAUGCAAAGACUGCGAGGACAGGAGAGUGAGUAUUAGACUGAGCAUUGAACUACAAUCAGUUUCUAAUCCAGUUCACAGAAAGGAUUUAGUUAUUCGUCUGACUGAUGAUACUGAUCCAUUUUUUCUGUAUAACCUUGUUAUAUCAGAGGAAGAUUUUCAGAGUUUAAAAUUGCAACAAGGUCUUCUGAUAGACUUCUCAGCUUUCCCACAAAAAUUCAUAGAUCUCCUUCAGCAGUGUACUCAAGAACAUGCCAAAGAAAUUCCAAGGUUUUUGCUACAGUUAGUUUCUCCAGAAGCUAUUUUGGAUAGCUCACCUGCUUUUUUAAAUGUGGUAGAGACAAAUCCUUUUAAGCAUCUUACACACCUUUCAUUAAAACUGUUACCUGGAAAUGAUGUGGAAAUAAAGAAGUUUCUAGCAGACUGUUUGAAAUGUAGCAAGGAAGAAAAAUUAUCAUUGACACAAUCACUAGAUGACGUUACCAGGCAACUGAAUUUCACACAAAAGACAUUAUCAGAAAAAAUCCAAGAAUUAGAUAAGUUACGGAACGAAUGGGCAUCACACACAGCAACAUUGUCAAAUAAGCAUUCCCAGGAACUGACGAAUGAGAAGGAAAAAGCUUUGCAGGCACAGGUUCGAUACCAACAGCAGCAUGAACAACAGAAAAAAGAUUUAGAAAUCCUCCAUCAGCGAAACAUCCAGCAGCUACAAAACAGAUUGUCUGAGUUAGAAUCUGCUAAUAAAGACCUCACUGAAAGGAAAUAUAAAGGAGACUCUACCAUCAGAGAACUUAAAACAAAACUGUCUGGUGUUGAAGAGGAGCUCCAGCGGGCUAAGCAAGAAGUCCUCUCUUUGCGAAGAGAGAAUUCUACACUUGAUGCUGAGUGCCAUGAAAAAGAAAAGCAUAUUAAUCAGCUACAAACAAAAGUGGCUGUUCUAGAACAGGAAAUCAAGGAUAAGGAUCAGCUUGUUUUAAGAACAAAAGAAGCAUUUGAUACAAUCCAGGAACAAAAGGUGGCUUUAGAAGAAAAUGGUGAGAAAAAUCAGGUGCAACUAGGAAAACUUGAAGCUACAAUAAAAUCAUUAUCAGCUGAACUUCUUAAGGCAAAUGAAAUUAUCAAAAAGUUGCAAGGGGAUCUGAAGACCUUAAUGGGUAAAUUGAAACUGAAGAAUACAGUAACUAUUCAGCAAGAGAAACUCUUGGCUGAGAAGGAAGAAAAAUUACAAAAGGAACAAAAAGAAUUACAAGAUGUUGGACAAUCUCUCCGAAUUAAAGAGCAAGAGGUAUGCAAAUUACAAGAACAAUUAGAAGCUACAGUUCAAAAACUUGAAGAAAGCAAACAGCUUCUAAAAAAUAAUGAGAAGUUAAUCACAUGGUUAAAUAAAGAAUUAAAUGAAAAUCAGCUAGUGAGAAAGCAAGAUGUAUUGGGACCUUCAGCCACUCCACCUGUGCAUUCUAGUAUCAACACCAUCAGAAGUGGAAUUUCUCCUAACUCUAAUGUGGUUGAGAGUAGACUGACUUACCCAACUUGUGGGAUUGGUUAUCCUGUCUCCUCUGCAUUUGCAUUCCAGAAUACCUUUCCUCAUCCUAUAGCUGCUAAAAAUACCAUCCACCCAGUUUCAGGACCAAAGGUGCAGUUUAACUUGCAGUUUACAAAACCAAGUACAUCACUAGGAGAUGUUCAAUCAGGAACAACUGUUAGUAUGCCUUGCUCAACUGAUAAGGAAAAUGGUGAAAAUUUAGGGCUGGAAUACAAAUAUCUGAAGAAAAGGGAAGACAGCAUUCCUUUACGUGGGCUCAACCAAAAUCUAUUUAAUAAUCCAGACCAUCAAAAAGACGGCACUUUAGCAUUACAGACAUCUUCAAAACCCGCAGUGCUCCCUUCUACAUCUUCAGCAUAUUUCCCUGGGCAGUUACCAAACAGUUAAUCCUAGUGUCAUCUUUUACUUUUAUUGAAAUUUUAGAAAUUCAGCGUGGUUUUAAUAUAGAAACAGCACAGAUCAAAUUCUGAAUAAGCAAGUUUCAAAGUUUACUUGAGCUACUUACUGUAUUAGAUUGUUUGGAUCCUUUAAGUACUGCUGUUGUUUAUGCAGUUUAGAGGGGCAACUUUGUACUAGGGAAUGGGUGAAGAUUCUUUUUAGUUUGGAACAUGGUGUUUUGUAGAAUAAUAGUAUGAAUUUUAUUAAACUAAUCCUUAGAAAUUCUCAAAUGUUCUAAGGAAAGAGUUGAUCCUUGUAAGGGACAUUCUAAUCAUAUUCAAUAUCUCAAUUAAUUAAAACCUGCUCAGAU
Molecule: messenger RNA, 2407 nt
Organism: Balaenoptera ricei (Rice's whale)
Lineage: Eukaryota; Metazoa; Chordata; Mammalia; Artiodactyla; Balaenopteridae
Gene: SASS6
Product: SAS-6 centriolar assembly protein
Exons: 17
Coding region: 76-2046 (656 amino acids)
Biological process (GO): centriole replication
Cellular component (GO): centrosome; centriole
Source: RefSeq, a predicted model, not a curated record